AUGGUGCUGAACAAUGCCAAAAAGAAACCGAGCGGACGCCCCAAGUCAGAGAAACAAGAACUACUUGAUUUGAAGAAUUUGAGCAUGGAAUGGGAUGCGAAUGAGGAGAUCCGCAACCGUCUCAGGGAGGGAUCUGGCUUGCUGGUAGAUGGAAAAGGUGAGGACAUUCCGUCCAUCUUAGCCAACUUAGGAGUCUUACAGCCAUUCAUCACCAGAAUGAGCUUGACAACUACCAGGCCACUUCCGCUAGUAGAGACACUACGUGAUGAAGUUGAGGCCAUCUACCUACGAAACAAAAGGGGGUCCAAUCCUGAAGAUGUACCAGAUGUCAUCGGAAUUGGCUGGAAGAUUAGAAAAAUGCUGACUUACGUAAAGAUGAAGGAAGUGGUAGAUGAAGUCAACAAGAAGAUCGCGCAGCGCAAGGCUGCCCGGGAGGCUGCCCGCAAGCUUGGUCAGGACUACUGGGCACUGCCAGAUUUAAUACAUGAAGAUGAUUCAGAUAGCAAUUCUGAAGAUGUAGACGGUCAAGGCGAUGGAGGGGAUGACAACGAAAGCUCGGAAGAGUCUGAUGGAGAAAGCAAUGAUGAGGUUCAGGAGACAGAGGCAAAAACUGAACCAGGAAAACAUGAGGCGGUUGGGGAAAGAGGGACGAUGGGGGACACUGGCACUCCCAGCAACAACGUGCAGAAGAAGGUGGAAGCCCAGGUGCUGGAGGCCAAGGUUGUUGUAGCGGCAGAAAGUCAGAAGCCAGAUGAUACCCCAAACACAACCGUGACCGCAAAGACACAUGAAAAGUUAGAUACCAAACCGGUUCCUGGUGUGUCCGUGUGCAGUCCCAAGCCAGAGCAUGACAUAGCAAAAACACAGCAGGGUACCACACCUUCAGCACCAGAAGAGAAAGGCAAAGCCGAUGGGCAAGGAAAGGGUUGUAGCUUUGUUAGCAACAAGAAUGAGAAUUAUGUUAUCAUAUACAUUCUUUACCAGUUUUUCAUGUGUGUUGCCAAAUUCAUUUUGCCGACCCAAAGGUAA
This is a messenger RNA of Cladocopium goreaui, 1029 nucleotides long. The record is from the annotation of a GenBank genome assembly. Lineage: Eukaryota; Dinophyceae; Suessiales; Symbiodiniaceae.